Bemisia tabaci is the source of this 646-nucleotide messenger RNA. RefSeq lists its product as uncharacterized. NCBI's taxonomy places the organism in Eukaryota, Metazoa, Arthropoda, Insecta, Hemiptera, Aleyrodidae. The record is from RefSeq and is a predicted model, not a curated record.
GGAAGUUUUCCUUUUAAAAAAAAGGGUAAAAUAAUCUGAGUUGGCAGAUGGCAGUUCUGUCUGCUACGAAUAGGUACCUUUGAAUUGUUUUUAUUGGUAACAAUGUGACAACAGUGAACAAAAUGCCCACACUGGGAAAAAAAGGAGGAAAAAUUUUGCUCAUCUGUGUUGUAAAGAUGGGAAACCAUGAUAUACAAUUUCAGUACAUGGCUGAGAUUCCUGUAACAGGGUUACAAAAUGAACGUGUUUUUCAGUAUCUCUCUUCUCUUUUCAUUUCAAGUGGCUUAUGCAAUGCUCGGACACCAAGCUGCAGAAACAGUGUGCCACCCUCAGUGUUUGAAAAAAUAUGGAUAUGUGAUACUAUCUUUCCGCCUGCCAGUUGCACGCGGUUUCAUUGAUGAUGGGAACUGCAAAUGUGUUCCAUCAAAUCGCCUCUUGGAGAGUCCUUUACUUGCAAGAUAUCCACGGUUUGACGUAGAACAACUAAAGUCAACUUUUGGAUGCAGUCCAUGGGUAACAUGGGGUUAUUUGAAGUACUGUGGAUUUAUGUUCGUAUCAAAAGAGGAAUUGCUUAAAGAGGAAUGUAAAAGCUUAGGUCGUGUUGUAAACUAAAUUAACAAUAAAUUAAAGUUUGAAAAUUUUGCAA